AUGGCUAUCCUUCGUACACCAUGGUCGAUAGCCCGACCGUACUUGUUCCUUCUUAUAAUCAUAGCGACGCUUUCUUCUCCUGCAACAGCCGAUUUAUGCAGUUUCUGGGAUACCGGAUGCGUUGACCCGCUGGCUCAGACCGCCAUCUCUUUUAAAUUUCCUCCUCUCUUCCUUGAACCGAUCAACUUCUACUACGCUUUCGAUGCCGAUGCUCGGGGAAAAGGCCAGGAGCCGAUGACCAAGGCCGGCUUCUGGAUUGGAUAUGAAGCCUACGUCAACAAUUCUGCCAUUGAUAUCAACCGCACGUCUGAGAUUGCGGUGCGCGUGGGAAACCUGACUGGCACACCGUCGGGCGACAACAAUGGAUGUGAUGGCGUGUGGGGGCCUGAUUGCUCCAUGAAUCUCAAAAGUUACUUGCAGCAGACGAUCUUUACUCUUGUCACAAGUGGAAAGUCUUAUGAAGACCCUCUUCGAACGGUGAUCGGUUCGUUCCGUGACAAUCCGCCGCCUGUGGCCAACUGCCCGCCGCCGUUAUUUGAUGUUCAGCGGUUUCCUGUUGAGGAAUUCGCGGUCGAGAAUGAGGAUGACAAGACGGCGGUCAUUAAGAAGACCGGAAAUAGCGACAAUACCUGGUCUACAUUCCUGAUAGAUAAUAUGACGGCCGCUCAGCAAGCCGAACAAGUUGCUGUUGGAAUCAUCAGCCGCACCCCGAUGUAUGGGACGACACAGCCGCGGAGCCAGGAUGAUAUUCAGCUUGAAAUCGUUUGUGCUCAAGCACCAUCUUCGGGAACCUCUUCGAGCGACGACUGAUUACAGAGACUAACGAUGCGAUACACCCUACACAUACUGCACAUAUUCCGCGAACAAAACCAAGUUUGGUCUGUCGGGCAACUGCCCAAACGUAUUUAGCCAUGCACAUGGCUCUCACGCGCCGCUCGAAUUCGACGACGCCAACCGAUGCCGCUUCAGAGCAGCAUCAGCAGCAUUACGAUGCUCCCGCUCGCUCAAGACCUACCAGGAUCCUGCUAGGAGCAGGGUAACCGAAGUCAGCUGCAAAGUCACCCGGACUUCAAACUGACACGACCUGCCAAAGAGGCUAUCGCUAGUCGAAGCCCCAUUCGUAUAUACUUGCAUACUAAUGAUAUG
Messenger RNA from Aspergillus nidulans FGSC A4, 1146 nucleotides. RefSeq lists its product as uncharacterized. The coding region runs from base 1 to 810 and encodes 269 amino acids. Lineage: Eukaryota; Fungi; Ascomycota; Eurotiomycetes; Eurotiales; Aspergillaceae. The record is from RefSeq and is a predicted model, not a curated record. The transcript is spliced from 2 exons.